Molecule: messenger RNA, 1497 nt
Organism: Colletotrichum higginsianum IMI 349063
Lineage: Eukaryota; Fungi; Ascomycota; Sordariomycetes; Glomerellales; Glomerellaceae
Product: Glycosyl hydrolase
Exons: 2
Coding region: 1-1497 (498 amino acids)
Biological process (GO): carbohydrate metabolic process
Molecular function (GO): hydrolase activity, acting on carbon-nitrogen (but not peptide) bonds
Source: RefSeq, a predicted model, not a curated record
AUGCUGCAGCCUAGCAGUGACGAUGGAACGAUGAAGAAGAUCGAGGUCGGAGGCAACAGGGUCACCUUGACCCCUAACAAACCGGACACGUCCUACUUCUACAGUAAGACUGCUUGCACAAACGCCCAGGCAAAGGGGUAUGGCGGCAUCUCCUUCCGCAUCAAGGCCAGCAGCGGGACAACGUUUGGAGUUCAGCUGGCAUCGGCAACAACUUGUAGCGGCGAGGACACGAGCUUUGGUUUCCAGACCACCCGCGAGCUUGGAUGGACAUUCGACGGCACCGAGAAGCUUUACAGUCUGCCUUUCUCCAAGUUUACCACGAUCGACUUGUCCAAGGUGUCUUCAAUCUUGUUCACUACACUUUCUGGCCCUGUUCAAUUCGGCCCGAUGGCGUUUUAUUGCGGUACCACGCCUUCCGAGUACAUUGUCAAGACGUUACCGUUGACUAGCACUUCGGUAUCGACUGUUGCUGCCCCUAGAGGCACAGCCGCAGCCAAGCUCAUCGACGACUUUUCAGCCCAGAACCUAAAUUCCCUCGGACAGUGGCAUGGCGGGGACAACGACGCUGCAGUCACAUGGGUAAAGGGCAAGGUGACCCUCAAGGCGCCGGAUGCCGACUUCGCCUACUACACCCAAUUCGAGAACACUUGUGCCGACAUAACUGCCUACGAUGGUUCCUACCUGCACAUCGCAUACUCGGGGAGCAACAAGUUCACGAUUGCCAUGCAACAACACAACUCACAGUGUAACGAGGCGAUUGCACCUUUCCCAGAGACUUGGGACUCACUUGAGGCGGCCCGUUAUGCUACCGGUAACAACAUAUACAUCCCCAUGUCGCAUUUCAACAUCGUUCGCUCCCGAGUGGUUGGUUUGGCCUUCAAGGGCUUCUACACAAACGAGGCUGUCACUCUGACCAAGAUCCAAAUUGUCUCGUCCGUGCCGGACAAUGUCCACAUCCCAAGCAAGCUGCCGUCCGGCAACCUCGUCUUCGCCUGCAAGCGCCCCAACUCGAUUGCGUUUGCCAUCGAUGACGGCGACCCAACCUACGCGCAGGAGGUCAUGGAGGUCAUCCGAUCCGAGAAUAUCAAAGUCACCUUCUUCACCGUCGGCGCGCCACUGAGAGACCCCUCCACGAAUUUGAGCAACAUCUAUCAGGACAUGAUGACGCAAGGGCAUCAGAUGGCUCUGCACAGCUACACUCAUCCCAAAAUGGAGGGUCUGCCGAAUAACGAUGCAAUUGCCUGGGAAUACAAGCAGGACAUUGACGCUGUAUCGGACAUGUUCAAUGGUCUCAAAACAAAGUACUUUCGACCGCCAUUUGGAAACGAGGGUGCUCGGAUGCGCCAGCAAUUGGUUUCGACAACUGGCAACAGCGACGCAUACAUCGUCAAUUGGAAUAUUGAUGUAGAGGAUUGGCUCUGGGCCACCUCUUCCCAGCCCGAAAAGCAGUUGGAGGCCUUCCAGCGCGAUCUGGAAAAGGCACGGUCAAAUACCUGA